This is a messenger RNA of Physeter macrocephalus (sperm whale), 917 nucleotides long. RefSeq names its product C-C motif chemokine ligand 20 (gene CCL20). NCBI's taxonomy places the organism in Eukaryota, Metazoa, Chordata, Mammalia, Artiodactyla, Physeteridae. Gene Ontology annotation, biological process: immune response. Bases 54 to 347 code for a protein of 97 amino acids. The transcript is spliced from 4 exons. The record is from RefSeq and is a predicted model, not a curated record. Gene Ontology annotation, cellular component: extracellular region. Gene Ontology annotation, molecular function: chemokine activity.
UCUCCCAGGGCACUAGGUACCCAGCACUAAGACAUCUAUUCUUUGAGCUGAAAAUGAUGUGCCGUAGCAAGAGUUUGCUCCUGGCUGCUUUGAUGUCAGUGCUGCUACCUCACCUCUGCAGCAAGUCAGAAGCAGCAAGCAGCUUUGACUGCUGCCUCCAAUAUACAGAAAAAAUCCUUCAUCCCAAAUUUAUCGUGGGCUUCACACAGCAGCUGGCCAAUGAAGCUUGUGACAUCAAUGCAGUCAUCUUAUACACAAAGAGAAGAUAUGCUGUGUGUGCAGAUCCAAAGAAGAAUUGGGUGAAACAAGCAGUGCAUAUGCUCAGUCAAAGAGUCAAGAAGAUGUAAAAAUGGAUACUCCCUGGAAUGGAACUGGACACAGCCCAAGAACAGGAGGAACCUAGCUGAGCUGGCAGUUUCACUUGCACACUGUUGCAGGUUCAGAGCUUAUCUGAUUUGUGUCUCAUUGGACUUGUCCAAUUAGUGAAGUUGAUUCAUAUUGCAUCACAGUUUGCUUUGUUAAGCAUCACAUUAUACUCUAUUUUAUGUUAUGUUAUUUAUAUAUGUGGUUUUAUUUGUGUUUUGCUAUUUAAUACUAGUUUUCCAUAAGCUAUUUGGUUUAGUAUGAGGUAUAAAGUUAUGCUUGGAGGAAUAAGAUAUAUGGACUUGCUUGCAAGCAGAAGGCUAUUAAAAAAAAUUAACAUUCUUCUGUUUAUAUAGUUCUGUUUCCUAAAUUGUUGUAAUUACCUUGUUAAAGAGAAAAAUGAUAAGAAGAAUAAAUAUUGAAAAUAAAAGAACCAAAACUUAUUUGUGGAUUGAGUUAAAUAGCAUUUAUUAAGAGGUGUAUUAAGAAUAGUUAAGAGUUUAGUAAAUGUUGUGAAAAUUGUAUUCCCCAUUUACUUCUUCCUGGUUUUUCCC